GUUUAACCGGUUAGAGAGUGGCGACAUCUAGUCAGAUCGUGGAUUUACAAAAUGUUUUUCGCAUAAAUAUGCUGAUAAACGUUACCAAAUACGACCGAAAUGGCUCAAGCAAGGAGGGUUGAUCUAACGACGAUAUCUACGCAAAAUGGAACCUCAAAGAAUAAAGAGAAUAAACAUAUUACGCUCAGAUUUGAAGUGAAAUUAGAAAACAAUGACGGCAAAUCUGAAUGCGAAUUUUCAUGGCUGGAUCUCGUACAGAAGAAUCAGAAUGGUGACAAAAUCGACGAUCUCGACAACGACGAUGCUCAUCUCAAUGCCAUUGCUAAACGCUUUGAAGAAAAAUAUGGUGAAAAACCAAGUGCUAAAAAGAAGAGAAGAAUUAUGGACGAUUUCGUUGAUCUCGGAAAUGGUUAUGAUUUGGAAGAUUCUUUCAUUGAUAACGAUGAAGCAUACGAUGAAGUUGUCCCUCAUAACUUGAAAACGAAAUGGAGUGGUUUCUAUAUAAAUAACGGACAACUCGAUUUUAGAGUAGACUCAGAUGACGAAGAAUUAAUAAUCACAAAAGGAAAGAGAAAAGGUGCCGUCUCUUCGAGUAGCUCGGAAGAAGAAUCUGACGAGAGGCAAAAGAUGAGAAAGAAAGUAUCAAAGAAUGAUCUCUACUUGAAAAAGAGAAGACAAGCUGUCGAUAAUUUGAUAAAAGUGAAGAAAAAGAAAAGCAUGGGUCUAUCAUUAAAAAGAAAAUUAAGUGAAGGGAAGGCUACUAAUGAUAUUGAGGAAGUGACUGAUGACAAUGAUAACGGCAGUGACGAUGGUAACGAUAAAACUAGCUCUCAAAUAACAAAUGAGGAGAAAGAGGAAGGAACUCCGAAAUGGAAAAAGGAUCAGAAUCCUACGAGUGCACCAGAGCUUCCUUCGUUUAUUAGCUCAGAUUUACGAUCUAGUAUUGAUAAAUUAAAAAGGUUGGCUGUUGAAUCGAAAGCUGGAAAAUGCUUAUUUUUCUCAAAUGAAGAAGUUACAUCUUUAUUACUGAAAAUAUGGAUGUUUUGUAAAGUAACUUCAGCUGGAACAAGACGUAUUGUGUUUGAACACCUUGCGGCCUUCCUUCCAUGCAAUAAGGAUACCUUAAUGAAAAGAGCAAAGAAUUUAGCAAAUAAUGCUACUGAGAAAAAGGAUAAGUGUGCUGACUUGAUUGAAAAACUUAAAGCUGAAGUUGCGAAAACAAUGCCUGAACAAGAAAAGAAAUUUUUGGAAGAGAAAGAAGCUUGGGCAGCUAAAAACAAGACUGAGGGAAAUGGUCAAGAGGGAUCUGCCUCCAAUGUUCCUGGUGGAAAUAACGAAAAUAAAGUAACGAUGACCGUAAGAAGAAAAUUCAGAUGGACCAAAGAAUUAAGAUCUAUUUUAAAUGACUUAAUUGAAAGUAAAAUGAAAGAAUGGGAAAAUAUGGAAACUAAAUUUCUACCAGCAGAUGAAUUUCUAAAGAAGUUUCUUGAAAAUGAUGUAAAGAAACUAUGGCCAAAAGGUUGGAUACAAGUUAGAACUCUUUUUAACGAUACAAGAAUGGUUCAUAAAGAUUUGACGGGAGGAGACUGGAUACCGAAAAAUCAAAGAAAAACCUCUGAGGCUACAAAUAAUUCUAUUAGCUCUGCUAAUAAUACUUCAAUUUCUAUUCAAUCUCCUAAUGUUGAUUCCACUAAUAUGAAAGGAUCGAAAUUACUAAAUUUUGCUACAGAUAGCCUGUUAGCCGUCGCUCGAUCGAAAGAGAAUAAGAGGAAGUUAGAAUCAGAGGAGAAAGCGAAAAAUAGCGAGCUAGCAAAGCCAGCCAGUAUUUCGAUCACUAAUACCACUGAAACUAAAACAAGUCCAAGUAAGCAAACUCCUACUACAAACUCGGAAAUGUGUAAAGUCUACUUGAAAGGCUCAUCAAUUUCUGAAUCAUCAUAUUACGAAAGUUUCAAAAAAUCUUUUCUAACUGCAGGUUUACCGAUAAGUAAGGCAACCGAUUUAUCUGCUCAAAUUUCAAAGAAUCUAGUAAACAAUUAUAUGUCAAAAUCGAAACAAACUAGUCCGAGUGGAAAAUCAUCAACUGCUACCACUACUUCUACUCAACCAAAUUCGUCUUCUCAAAUUCACUCAGGUUACAGUAAUAUGAUUUCUUCUUUGGCUAAAGUGGUCAAGUCGAAUGAAUUGUCUAAAACAACGACUUCAAAUAAAUCUUCCAAUGAGGUCAAAGGUUUUUCUGCAAAAAUGCCUGAGGUAAUCGAUUUGUCCACUGGAGCAACAAACAAACCGAAAAGUGCCAACUCGCUUGAUGAAGCUAUUGAAACUUUAAAAGCUUUUAAUAGUUUCUCGAGCGGUCAAGACAUGAUUAAUAAACCUAUACAAGUUGUAGAAUUACAACAAAAGAGUACUGUUCCUUCUCCUGAACAGAGAAAAGUUGAAGAAGCAAAGAUUAGGAAAGCGCGAAAACUCGAUACGAAACUAGCUCAACUUCAGCAGCAACGCCAGAAACAGCAAGCUAUAAGGAUGGAAAAGCAAUUUAAUAAACCUAAACAAGAGCAAAAUGCUUUUCCUUCAAGUAUUGAUUGCUUUCUAGUUGACAACAGCAAGACAAGCCCAGAGAAAACUACAAAUAUAUUAAUACCUAAGAGAAUUUCACCGUCCAAGAAAGAUAUUUAUGUACUUAAACCAGAGGUUAGAGACAAUAUUAUUAAUAUAUCACCUGUUCAAGCUAGCUUAUUGAUGUCAUCUGAACAGAAGAGAUUAGUACAUGAGGAAGCAAAAAUAAGGGAAAUGGAUGAUCAAAACUUUAUGUUUGAAAUGGAAAGAAAAGACGACAUCAAACGACAAGAUGAGCUAAAGCGUAAGUCUAUUGACAUGAUUAAGAAGCAGCAAGAAGACCUAUUAAAGAAGAGAAGAGAAGAGGAGGAUGAAAUGAUUAGAAAACAGAAAGGGGAGCUUCUUAUAAAACAACAGGAGGAGCAACAUCGAAGACAAGAGUUAAUUAGAAAGCAACAGGAGGAGCAGCAGCUCAGAAAGCAGAAAGGGGAGCUUCUUAGGAAACAACAAGAAGAACAGCAUCGAAGACAAGAGUUAAUCAGAAAGCAACAGGAGGAGCAGCAGCAGCAGCUCAGAAAGCAGCAGGAGGAACAAUUUAGAAAGCAACAGGAGGAACAACUUAGGAAACAAGAGGAACAACUUAGAAAGCAACAAGAAGAACAGCUAAGAAAGCAACAAGAAGAACAGUUGAGAAGAAAGCAGCAAGAACUCCGUCGAAAGCAGCAAGAAGAAAUGAGAAGAAAGCAGCAAGAGGAAAUUCGAAGAAAACAGCAACAAGAAGAAAUGCAAAGAAAGCAACAGCAAGAGGAAUUGAGAAGAAAACAACAGGAGGAAAUUCGAAGAAAACAACAAGAAGAAAUGAGAAGAAAACAAGAGGAUUUGAAAAAGAAACAAGAAGAAGCAUUAAUAAAAAAGCAACGAGAAGAUAUGUUAAAACUACAGGAACAAAAGCAAAGAUCUCAGGUUUACUCGACGUGGAGUCAUUCAAUUGGUGCUUCAGAUAUUACAACUGCCCAAGCAACGUCUACUCAUUCUAAACCUAAUGUUGUUUGGAGUCAGAAUCAGAAUUUAACAGGUUCAUAUCCCUCUCUGACAAUCAGUGACUUUUCUCUGCCUGAUUUAUCUGCAUCUGAUGCUCUAAUUCCUCGUUAG
Dimorphilus gyrociliatus is the source of this 3708-nucleotide messenger RNA. The record is from the annotation of a GenBank genome assembly. Lineage: Eukaryota; Metazoa; Annelida; Polychaeta; Dinophilidae.